AAUCAACAACCCAGUGCACCCUCGGCUCAACAACAGUCUUCGCGUUGACACACAAUGUAACAGUUGGUCCACAAAUCCGUACUCUUCCCGCGGCUAAUAUGGCCGAUUGCUCGGAUCAUUGCAUUGCUUCAUUGGAUUGCACUGGUUUCGAAUUUUUGGCUGCUAAUUGUCAAAUUUAUGGAAAUGGUGAUAAAAAAGAGAAAAAGGAUCGUCUCUUCUCGAAAACUUGCACAAAGUCAGAACGCGUUUGCUCAUCUCCUUUCCAUUUCGACGUGUUUGAGCAGAAAAUUCUUGUCGGUUUCGCUCGUGAAGUCGUCCCAGCUGAUACGAUUCAGGCAUGCAUGUCAGCUUGUUUAAACGCUUUUGACACUUUCGGCUUCGAGUGCGAGUCUGUGAUGUACUAUCCAACUGAUCAGGAAUGCAUUCUGAACACUGAAGAUCGAUUGGAUCGGCCAGAUCUCUUUGUUGAUGAAGUUGAUGACACAGUCAUCUAUAUGGAUAACAAUUGUGCUGGAUCUCAAUGCUAUGCCCCAUAUCUCACACAAUACAUCGCUGUCGAGGGAAUGCAAUUGGAAAAUGAGCUAGAUCGAAUCAUCAAUGUCGAUUUGGAGAGUUGCGAGAGUUUGUGCACACAACGACUCUCACUUACGACAAACGACUUCAAUUGCAAGUCUUUUAUGUACAACAAUUUGACGAGAACAUGCAUUUUGUCUGAUGAGAGAUCAGCUCCCCUUGGACGUGGGAAACUCGUGAGCACCGAGGGAUUCACAUACUACGAGAAGAAAUGCUUUGCUUCUCCAAACACUUGCCGUAACACUCCAUCAUUUGUACGUGUUCCCCAGAGAAUUCUUGUCGGUUUUGCCGCUUUUGUCAUGGAAAAUGUCCCCUCGGUGACAAUGUGUCUCGAUCAGUGCACAAAUCCCCCACCAGAAACCGGUGACGAUUUCGUGUGCAAAUCGGUGAUGUACUACUACAAUGAACAGGAAUGCAUUCUCAACGCGGAAACUCGUCUCUCGAAACCCGAUCUUUUCAUUCCUGAGGGUGACGAGUUUCAGGUUGACUACUUCGAUAUCGCUUGUCAUUUGAACAAAGAAGAGUGCCCGGCUGGCACCGCGCCAAAG
Mesorhabditis belari is the source of this 1121-nucleotide messenger RNA. NCBI's taxonomy places the organism in Eukaryota, Metazoa, Nematoda, Chromadorea, Rhabditida, Rhabditidae. The record is from the annotation of a GenBank genome assembly.